Sparassis crispa is the source of this 711-nucleotide messenger RNA. RefSeq lists its product as hypothetical. NCBI's taxonomy places the organism in Eukaryota, Fungi, Basidiomycota, Agaricomycetes, Polyporales, Sparassidaceae. The transcript is spliced from 6 exons. The coding region runs from base 1 to 711 and encodes 236 amino acids. The record is from RefSeq and is a predicted model, not a curated record.
AUGUCUGCUCCCGCCAGUGCCGCGUCUCCAUUAUACGUGGACCAACUGACGCCUCCGGUCAAUACCGCUUUUUUCAUCCGCAAGGAGUUUGUUCUGCCGCUCAAGGACAAUAUCGCUUGGCAAGUGACCGCGUACGUGUUUAUCACCGGCGCGAACCCCACGGAGCCCCGUUUCGAGGAGAAGGGCGGCGUCGUGUACGUCGUGCUCGUCCAUGGCGGGCGCGGCACAUACUCUUCGCUUUUUCCGUUUGAGCAGAUGCAGUUCAAGGUCAAGCUGGAAGGUAUGACGCCGCAGAUGCAGCUCCCGCCGACGGGCUCGGGGGAGCCAGAGUACAACGCGCACGGGGAGAAGAUGCCGGACACGAAGUACACGAUACAGUUCGAGCGCUCGAUGGCGAUGUUCCUGAACGGCGGAAACGAGCCGUACAUGUUCGACGCCAAGUUCGAGCAGGUGUUCGUCCGCCACGAUCUCGGCACCCAGACCGGGGACGUUAUGGCCGAUGGUACCGGCACCGCGUUUUCGAUAUCUGGAUUCCGAUUUAAGAAUGACACUGAGACCUUGGAGAUCUACGGGCUCUCGGUUUUCAAGCGCACCAAACCUCUGCGGGAGCUCAAGCUGCUGUUUGAGUAUGAGGUGUUCCCUAACGCUGUCUUCCUCAAGCCGCCUCAAUGGGAGUCAGAGACGUACACGGUCGCGCUGCCGUUCCCGUAG